AUGGACAACCACAAUACAAAUGAUCCACAAAACCAUAAAGGCCAUGUGACAACGUUGUCAGGAGGUGGAGGUGGAGGGUGGAGGCGGUGGUGGUGGGGUGGCUAUGGUUCAGGUAGUGGCUUUGGUUCAGGUAGCGGCUUUGGUUCAGGUGGUGGAGGCGGAUCAGGGGGAGGUUAUGGUUCAGGAGGCGGGUCUGGAAGCGGUAGCGGUAGCGUAGCAGUGGAGGUGGUAAUGGUGGCGGCUGUGGUGGGGGUGGAGGAUCUGGAGAGGGUGGCUGUGAGAAUCAACCAUGGGGCGGUUGCAAUUGCAACCCAAGCUGCCAACCGGGUUGUGGCCAGCCUGGUAACGAGUGGGGCUCAGGAAACUGUGGUGGAUAUCCUGGCUAUGGUUGCCCAAUUGGUGCACCCGGUGGUUGUGUUGGUGGCAACCCAGGUUGUGGAAAUGGUGAAGGAAACUACGGUGGUGGAUGUGGUUACCCACCUCCCUCACACUCUGGUGCAUGUGGUUGCCCUCCACCAAUAA
Molecule: messenger RNA, 522 nt
Organism: Ilex paraguariensis (yerba mate)
Lineage: Eukaryota; Viridiplantae; Streptophyta; Magnoliopsida; Aquifoliales; Aquifoliaceae
Source: the annotation of a GenBank genome assembly